Molecule: messenger RNA, 561 nt
Organism: Andrographis paniculata
Lineage: Eukaryota; Viridiplantae; Streptophyta; Magnoliopsida; Lamiales; Acanthaceae
Exons: 2
Coding region: 1-561 (186 amino acids)
Biological process (GO): DNA integration
Molecular function (GO): nucleic acid binding
Source: RefSeq, a predicted model, not a curated record
AUGGAUAUCAUCGGAAAGAUCCAUCCGCCAUCCUCUAAACGACACUCGUUCAUAUUGGUGGCCACGGAUUAUUUCAAAAAGUGGAUAGAAGCUGUACCAUUGACCAACGUAACAUACCAAGAAGUGAUCAAGUUCAUUAAGGAACACAUUAUUCACCGGUAUGGAAUUCCGCAAACAAUUACCACCGAUCAAGGUACUGUUUUUACAAGUGAUAGAGUGGCUGCCUUUGCCGCACAGUAUGGGAUUACUCUUUUGCAUUUGUUCUCGUAUUAUGUGCAAGCGAACAGGCAAUACCGAAGUAAAGCCACUGAUUGCACCCAAUUCCAGCUGCUCUAUAGGCAAGAAGCGAUAUUGCUAUUGGAAAUCACAGUGCCAUCUUUACGAGUCUUGAAGCAAAAUUUUCUCAAUCCCGAACAAUAUGACACAAAUAUGUUACAAAGGUUGGACGACGUACACGGAGAUUGGAUGAUGGCCUUGGAGAAUAUCCAAGUGAAUAAAGUGAAAAUGGCACAAGCUUAUAACAAAAAGUACGCCGGCGAGCAUUCCAUGAAGGAGAUUUGA